Orycteropus afer afer is the source of this 1113-nucleotide messenger RNA. It is a transcript of the gene UNC50, whose product is annotated as unc-50 inner nuclear membrane RNA binding protein. The record is from RefSeq and is a predicted model, not a curated record. Gene Ontology annotation, cellular component: Golgi membrane. Lineage: Eukaryota; Metazoa; Chordata; Mammalia; Tubulidentata; Orycteropodidae.
GUCAGGAUGACAAUGUAUCGUGACCUCCCUGCUUUUAAAUGGGAAAAGGUGUGCUACUAGCUAGAAAUUUCUUCAGAUUAUUUGUAAAGGAGAUGUUUUUUUCUUCUGUUUAGGAAGAUGUUACCAAGUAUUUCAAUGAAUUCCCAAAUACAGGGGAAUGGCGCCUUGAAUUCGAGGGAUGCUGCAAGACACACAGCUGGAGCAAAACGCUACAAGUACUUGAGAAGGCUUUUUCGUUUUCGGCAGAUGGACUUUGAGUUUGCUGCCUGGCAGAUGCUCUACCUGUUCACUUCCCCACAGAGAGUUUAUAGAAACUUUCAUUAUCGAAAGCAGACAAAGGAUCAGUGGGCCAGAGAUGACCCUGCUUUUUUGGUCCUUUUGAGUAUUUGGCUGUGUGUGUCCACUAUAGGAUUUGGCUUUGUAUUGGACAUGGGAUUUUUUGAGACGAUAAAGCUUCUCCUUUGGGUUGUAUUCAUAGACUGUGUAGGCGUUGGUCUUCUCAUAUCAACUUUAAUGUGGUUCAUCUCUAACAAGUAUUUAGUGAAACGACAGAGUCGUGAUUAUGAUGUGGAAUGGGGCUAUGCCUUUGAUGUGCAUCUAAAUGCUUUCUAUCCACUCCUUGUCAUUUUGCAUUUUAUCCAGCUUUUUUUCAUCAAUUAUGUUAUCCUAACAGACACAUUUAUUGGAUAUUUCAUUGGAAAUACUUUAUGGUUGAUAGCAGUUGGCUAUUAUAUAUAUGUAACGUUCCUAGGAUACAGUGCACUGCCAUUUUUGAAAAACACGGUAAUUCUUCUCUAUCCAUUUGCACCUCUCAUUCUACUCUAUGGACUGUCACUAGCACUGGGAUGGAACUUUACUCACACGCUGUGUUCUUUCUACAAGUACAGAGUGAAAUGAAAAGAAAAAUGAGGAUAUUCAGUCAGAGCUGUGUCAGAAGUAUUGGUAAAAAGUGAUGGAGAUUUCAUGUAAAGUUUGUAAAUAAAUUAUCCUUGUAGAUAUAUCUUAAAAGUGUAAAGUUUGCAAAGGAGGAAAUACAUGUGAAUGCUAUUAUCCAAUACAUUCCUUUAAACUAAUGACGUGUACAUUUCUGUAAUAAAUAUUUUUGGAACUAAA